AUGGAUCGCCCCGGCGUCCGUCGCCCGCGUCGCGCCCGCGCGCUCGGCGUCGCCCUGUGCGCGGCGCUGGCGAUGCAGUGCGCGAGCGCGCCGGCGCUCCGCGCGCGGUUCGCGCGCGGCGUCGGGGCGAGCGCGAUGGUGCUCGCGACGGAAUCGGUCAAGGCGACGAUGAGCGCGCUGGCGCUGGCGCUGUCGGGGCGAGGCCGGCGCGAACGCGCGCGAUUGUUCGAGCGGACGUUUAUGCUCGCCGCGACGGCGCCGAGCGCGGUGUACGCGGCGCAGAACGUGUUGCUCGCGCGCGGCGCGGCGGGACUGGACGGGACGACGUACAACUGUCUGAAUCAAACGAAAAUCGUCUCGGCGGCGGUGUUCCUGUACGCCCUGCGAGGACACAGACAGAGUUUGCGGCAGAUGGUGGCGUUGGUGAUGGUCGUGUGCGCGGGGGGGGUGCUGAGCGCGGUGGAGGGGGGUGGGGUGGACGCGCGGACGACGGGCGGCGGCGCGACGGCGGCGGCGUGCGUGCUCGCGGCGUCCGCGUUGAGCGGAUUGUCGGGCGCGCUGUGUCAGAUGGCGUUACAGGGGGGGGACGUGAUGCCGGCGACGUUGACGCUCGCGAUGGCGCUCACGGGUGGACCCAUGGUGUUGGGCGGGGAGUAUUUACGAGGCGGCGCGAGAGGCGCGAAGGCGAUUUUCGACGGGUGGACGCGCGGCGCGAUGAUACCGGCGUUCUCGGGGGCGAUCGGGGGGGUACUCGUGGGUGAGAUCACGAAACGGAUGGGGUCGAUCGCGAAAGGAUUCGCCGUGACGUGCGGUCUCGUUCUCACGGGAUUCUUGCAGAGCUUUAUGGAUGGGAGACAGCCGCCGACGACGAACGUGGCGUGUCUGCUCGUCAUCGUCGCCGCCUCGGUCCUGCACUCGACGAGUCCGCCGAAGACGAAGGCUAAAAUGGCGUGA
Molecule: messenger RNA, 954 nt
Organism: Ostreococcus tauri
Lineage: Eukaryota; Viridiplantae; Chlorophyta; Mamiellophyceae; Mamiellales; Bathycoccaceae
Product: Nucleotide-sugar transporter
Exons: 1
Coding region: 1-954 (317 amino acids)
Biological process (GO): pyrimidine nucleotide-sugar transmembrane transport
Cellular component (GO): Golgi membrane
Molecular function (GO): pyrimidine nucleotide-sugar transmembrane transporter activity
Source: RefSeq, a predicted model, not a curated record